This is a messenger RNA of Cinara cedri, 13779 nucleotides long. The record is from the annotation of a GenBank genome assembly. NCBI's taxonomy places the organism in Eukaryota, Metazoa, Arthropoda, Insecta, Hemiptera, Aphididae.
UAGAUUAUUUCGGUUUAUACUGUAUAUUCUUUAAUCUUUUGGCACUAUAAAUUUGCAUUUUGAAACGCGUACUGUUAAUAUAUAUAAAUACAAUUCCUAUUUUGAUAAGCUAUAGUUGUUUGUUAACCGUCAUUAUAAAAUCAUAUUAUGCAUUUGAUAGUUUAAUAUUUCGAAAUGUUAAAGAUCAUAGUUUUCGGUUCGUUGUUUGUCGCCCAUUGUUUCGUGUCAUCAGAAAUCAUAUUCGAUGGAUUCGAUGAUAAAUUUAAACCGGAAUGGUGGCAAUCAGAUAUCAUUUACCAGGUGUAUGUGAGGUCUUUUAAAGAUUCCAACGGUGACGGAAUAGGAGAUAUUAACGGUGAGAAAACUAAAUAGAAAUAUUAUCUUUGAAAUACCUACCUAUAUAUACAAUAUAUUUGAUUAAAAUUGUUACACUAAAUACUUCACCAAUCUAGGUGAAGGUUUAGAUGACAAUAAGGUUUGUUUUAGAAAGAUCGGAUCCCAGGGGUACCAAAAUACCUAUUUUAAACAAAUUUUUAAAAUGUUAACUAAUGAGAUACCUGGUACAUGCACGCGCAAUAAAAUUUACAAUUUUUUUUUUAAAAAAAAAACACCUAUUUUGAAUAGGCACAUUAAUUGAAUAACCCUAUAAUUAUUUUUUCUUUGAAGCAACUUUGAUUUUUACAUACUUGUUUAUAUAAACAAUUUCACGGGUAUAGCCAUUUAAAAAGUUUAAAAAUAUAAUUUUUCAAAAAAUGUAAUAUUCAUGUUAAUAUAUUUACGUUACUUUAACCGCUAAUCCCUCCUACCACUAGAUUUCGAUUUGUUUAGAGUCAAAACUUAGCAUCGAAUGAGCAUAAACUUUCAUGAUUAAUUUUAAUAUUUGUACGAUACCGAGCGUACAUUCUUCACGUAACCAUGUACUCAUUCUAAAAUUAUACUUAUUACUAAUAAUAUGUGGCAAUUGGCAAUGUUUUAUGAGUACAAAUAAAUGUAAAAUUAAAAAUGAAUACAAAUAAAUAUCAUAAGCCAGCGGCUGUAUACUUUUCAUUUUCGUAUCGCACACCUAACACUUUGUAUUAUAAACAAUUUUAGACCUUUGUGUAGAUAAUACUAUAAAUUAUAGUGAUUAUAGGAAGGUUGGAUAUAUAUGGGAAUUGAAUGUAUAUCUGUACGUAACGUAAUUAAUCUUUGCUAACGAAAAACAAUUCUGAGCGGAGUUCAGUUGUACAUGUUUUAAAAGGUCGUAAUAUUUACGAUUUGAAAAUAAUACAAUUCGUUAAUAUUCUCAUUCUCCCUAUGUUUUUUGCCCGGGAUUUCCCAUUUAUUAUAAAAACAGUUGAGAAAAUCAAAAAAUGGUCUCCCUAAAGUACCAUCUCAGUUAGAUUUUUUUCCGAAAAAGUGCUAUAAUUGAAAAUCUAAACGAAAUUUCUGGUAGAAAAUUUGUACACAGAAAAAAAAAUUUAAAAUAAACAUUAUUGUAAAACCAAUAGGUACAUUUAUCGCUCCGCUCAGAAUCUAAAACAACUUAAAUGCACAUUAUCAACUUUAACCGGUAACAAUCGAUUUACCCGCGAUUAACAAAAAACUAUUUUAGGACUUUUAGGUAGGUAUACAAAAUUAAUAUUAUAUUCUUUUGAAAUAAAAUACGUAUUUAACUAGGUAGAUUUUUUAAACGGUAUCGAAUUUGUUUAUUCGAUUUUGUCCCACAGCAAAGAUCGUAGAUAAUUAAGUAUAUAUUUGUAAUAAUACUUUUGUCAUCUAAUUUACUCGAUUUUUUUCAAAAGGCAUUGCUGAAAAAGUGGAUUAUUUCAAAAGUAUAAACGUCGGCGCAGUGUGGUUGUCACCUAUAUAUAAAUCACCCCAAGAUGAUUUCGGUUAUGAUAUAUCAAGCUAUAAGGAGAUCGAUCCGUUAUUCGGUACGAUGAAAGACUUUGAACGCUUGAGAGGCUUACUCCACAGUAAUGGUACGUAUUAGAAGUUUUUCUAUUUUCUAUUUUAUUAUACGGCGUUUGAAGGUCUGAAGAAAAUAUUGUAAAUUAUCAAAAUGCCAAAAAAACAAGACAAUUUCGAAAAAAAUGUUUUCUUAAUCUAACCAAAAUUAUUUUGAAUAUGUAUAAUAUUACAUUAUAUUCAUAAUAUAAUUUAUAUCUGAUAUUGUCGAAACUCUUAAGUCCUAAUAGGUAUCACAAAACAUAUAUUAUAUAUAAAAUAUAUUUUAUUAGAAAAAAUUGAAUCCUAUCUAUCAAAAUUGCUAAAAUGAUUUUUAAUUUAAACAAAUAACAAUUAAGAACCAAGUAUUAAACUGACUCUAAAAUAGAUACCAUGAAAUAUCUAGUGACCUCGUGCGCACGUCUAUGCCUAUGACAGUGACACACAUCGGCAGUAUCAGCGUUUUUUUUUUUUUCAUUUGUGUGUAUUCCGUAGAUAUCAAAUUAAUAUUGGACUUUGUGCCCAAUCACACGAGCGACGAACAUCCGUGGUUUCAAAAUUCAGUAAAGAAAAUUGAACCGUACACGAAUUACUAUGUAUGGAAAAAUCCAAUAAACGGGACAGACGGAAAACCACGGCCUCCAAACAAUUGGGUAAGCAAUGAAUAGAAUCGUUUAUAGUGUUCUAUAUAUACAAAGAUGGAAUAAUACGUAAUGCCGCCUAUCUCGCAGUUAUUUUUAGAUUUACGAUAAAAUUUUCAUUUGAUGCACAUUCAAUAGUUUAUGUCAUUGGUUUAGUGUGUGCGAAUACGCGAUCGUACAAUGUUAUUAUUUUAUUGUUUAUACAAUUUAUAAUGACGGCCCCUUCAGCCUGUGCGGUUCAAAUAGCAAUUGAUCACUAGGAUUUCAAGUCAUUACACAUCCACCCUGUAGACCAGAUUUGGCCUUAUGCAAUUUUUUUUUUAUUUCUCAAGCUUAAAGAACAUCGCGAGGGUAAAAAAUUCAAUUCUCACGAGAAAGUUUAAGUUGAAGUUAAAUUGAUGGUUCAAUGUUCAAACUGUAGAAUUUUAUCUGAACGGCAUUUCUAAACUAUUAAAUCGUUUGCAAAAAUCUUUUGCCUUAAAAGGCAAUUAUGUUGAAAAAUAAUAGUAUGUAAAUAAAGUAAUUCAUUUACUAUACAUGUAUUUUUAAUUCAUUGUUUUAUGUAUAAUAGAUUUGAGUUGCACGUUAAGCCCGUUCUCGAAUAACAUGUCCUGACUGAUUGAUUCGUCAUUACGUAGGCUAAACCACAGGACGAAGCUAAAAUUUGGCAAGCAGAUAGCUAUUAUGACGUAGGCAUCCACUAAGAAAGGGUUUUUGAAAAUCCAACCCCUAAGGGGAUAAAAUAGGGGUUUUAGGUAUAUUUGGUUAGUUUUACGAAAAUCUAAUUGCUUAUUUAUUUAUAUUUGUUUAUUCAAAAGUUACAUUGGUGAUACGGAUGAUAAUUUGGCUGUCACGGAUAAAAAAACUAUUAUAAUUACUAGUAUUAAUAUUAUUUACACUAUUCAAAUUUUACAAAAAAAAAAAAAAACACUUUUAGUCCACCUUCGGUGGACUAUCCACAUUCCACCUAUUUUUUUUUUAUUCGAUUCCGACAUGGUCAAAACUAUUUAUGAAUAUGGAUUAUAACAAAAUAAUAAAAAUUGCCACGGAUGAGGGACAGCUAGUGUUAUAAUAUAAGCCGCUUACUUUAUGUUGUACGAAUACGAAGUUGUAUUGAAAACACUAUUAUAGUAAAGUGUUUUUUUUUAAAGAAAUGUUCGCAUUGCUUUGCAGUUGGGUGUCUUCAAUAAAGGUUCUGCGUGGAAAUGGAACGAAGAACGUCAGCAGUACUAUUAUCACGCGUUUCAAAGAAAACAACCAGACUUGAACUACAGAAAUCCCAUGGUUGUGGAAGAAAUCAAAGUAUCAGUUUUCCAAUUAUACAUACUUACAGUAGUUAUUAUUUUAUUUUUUAUUAAAUACCAACCCUUGAAAUACAGAACACUAUAUCCUAUUGGCUGGGCCGCGGCGUAGACGGGUUCAGAUUCGACGCGGUUAAUUAUAUAUAUGAGCGAGAAGAUUUAUUGGACGAAGAUCGAUCCUAUAUCCCGGGUAUUUACGAAAGCGAUUACGAUUAUUUGAACCAUACAAGCACGCUCGAUCAACCGGAAACUUACGAAAUGGUAAAAAUAUGGAGAAAAUUAUUGGACACCGAAACUGACGAUUAUACAGCAGCCGGGGUAAAAUCCAAGUGAGUAUUAGGUAUAAUAAUAUAAAAUAUAUUAAUGCCCACACCGCAAUGACGAAAUGUUUCUCGACUAUAUAAUUACAAUAUUUAAAAUUAUUCACGUACUUUACAUCCCCUCCCCCCCUUAGAUUUUCCAAUACUAUCACCUGUAUUUAGUAGGUCAUUUGUUUGAUAUUUUUCAUGAUUUGUUUGGAUUCCCUACGGUCGUUUUAUUCGAAAUACAAAGCAGGAGCUGUAGAAAGUAAAAACGUUAUUCGCUAGUAAAGCACUUAUAAUAUAAAUUUAAUGCUAUUUUUAGAAUUAUAUUAUUUUAUAAUCAUAACUGUAUAAUACCCAAUUUCCAUAUCUGUUCGAUUUAAACAAUUCCCGUGCAAUGAAAUGCCUACCAUUGGAUAACACAAUGGAUCGCGUUAUCAGAAAUGUAUAGCGUGUAUAAACAGACCUUGGAAUGUACGUUUAAAAUAUAAUUUAGUUUAUAAGCUUAAAAUUGACCUUAGUAAUUACAUUUUUGAUGAUCUCUAAAAUAUUAUAUUCUUCAAACAUUAUCAGUAAAUCUUUAAUUUUUGUUUGUUUCUAGUCUCCGAUAAAUUAUGUUAUCUUUUACUGAUCCAAAGCUAUUUCAUUAUAUUUUUCUUUUAAGUACCAAAAUUAUAUUUUUAUCAGUUUUUUUUUUUUAGUGUCGGUAACGUUACCCUAGCACCUGGGACCAAUAAUUUUAUCAAAUUUCAACCACGCAGUAUUAUGUAUUUUAUUUAGUACAACCAAAAUUAAUUUCGCUUAAUCCUUAAAAAGUUUCAAAAUCCAAUUUUAUCCAACCAAAUAAAACGAUUUUGGACACAGAUCCAUUAAUUAUUAUUAUUAUGCUGUACAAUAACUCCUGUUUUAGAUAUCCAGUGAAGAAGAUAGUGAUUUUAACGUUUUUACUACGACGUUUUGACCAUCCCUAUUCUUCAAUUUAAAAAUAAACUUUCCUGUUUAAGGUUUCAAUAUCCAAGUUAAACAAAGUUUCUUUAAGGUUCCAUUUACUAUCAAUAGUCUGCUUUGUAAUUUCAAGCUUACGCCCAUAUAAAAGUUAUAGACUAUGGUCAAUGGAAUGGUUUGCGGCUCACAGUGAUUUAAAAGUCGUAAUUAUGAGUUUUGACUUGUUAACAUAAUAUAAUAAUGUAUAGUAAUAUAAUAUUAUAUUACUUAAGUAUAAUAAAUACAAAUACGAGUUAUAAAAUACUAAUAAUAAAAUCGUAAACAACAGACAUUUAAAUAAAAUCCAUUAGUUAUAGAUUAAUUAGAUAUUUACCGAUUCUCGUUUCGUCUGAUAAAAAUUCGACUAGAACUACAUUUCGGUAUUUUAUGGGUACACAUUUCGAUUAUUUUCGACUCCCCACAAUUAUGAAUAUUAUGCUCUGUUUUAUUAUCAUUAACCUAUAGAAAUUUAGUUUAUGAAAAUGUGCUUGUUAAUAGCGAACGAAAAAUAUUCUUACGAUAGCAUAGUCUUGUAGUAAAUAUACGUAAUCAUUUUGUGUUCUCAUUUUUACAACUGUAGAUUUUUCAUGGUGGAAUGUUACUCACCACUAAAUAAAGUCAUGGGUUAUUACGGUAACGAAACGACGCCCGGUGCCCACUUUCCGUUUAACUUUUUAUUCGUUCGAGAUCUAAGCCAACAGUCCGACGCAUAUGCAGUGAACGAUAUGAUUAAAUCGUGGAUUAAAAAUAUGCCCAAAAACAUGUGGCCAAACUGGGUGGUGAGUCCUAAAAUGGCGAUAGAACCGAUUUUACAUAAAUAUUAUUAUUUCGCACUAGAAAUUAAGAAAAGAAAAUCGAUGUCAUUUUUAAUUUUCUUUCUUAUUUUAAUUAUUUAUUUAUGGUUUUUAUUAUAAAAUACAGGUAUCAGUUUUUCUUUUUAAAUGUCGAUUUUAAAUACAAGUAUUACAAAUUGCGGGGACGAAGAGGUGGAUUGGAAGUGAAAGGAUGAUGGUAAAGGUGAAGAACGGUGAAUGUUGAGAAUAAUGGUGAAGAUAGAUGUGGUGCUAUAGGUACGUGAUAAAAGAUAAAAUGUGAUGUGUUAGUGAAAUCUCACGUGUUCUUUUAUUGUCAUCGUAGAACGGAUUUUUUUGGAAAAGUAAAUUUGACUUCCGUCAGUUAGGGUCAGAGUAGAAAAAAAUAGGUGUCCUAGGAUAAUUAUUUAUGAUUAUGUCUGAGCACUAACGAGUUCAUAAGUUAAAUAACUUAACUUUAAUUUAACUCAAUAAAUUGUUUUUUUACUAUUAACUUAAUUUUUAACUUGAGGAAUAAAAAAUAAUUCAAUUUUAAUCAACUAGAGUUAAUUUUAUAUUUAAACAAUUAUUAUCAUUAUUAUCAUUAUAUUAUGAAUAUUUUAAAAUAUCAAUUGUUAUGAAUGCCUGUUAUUUUUUACUGUUGUCACAGAUUAGGGGUUUUAGGUAGGUUAUUAGGCCAAUAGUAGUUAAGUAAUAAACAAUUUGCUCAUUUUGUUUUGUUUUUAAUUAACUUAACUUGAGUUAAAAAAUUAGUUUAACUUCUAAUUUAAUUGAAUCGAUCGUUUUUUUUUGAAUUAACUUUGUUUAAAUUUAACUUAACUGAGUUGAAAAAAAUCAUCACUUGCCCAGCCUUGCUUAUGACGAACCUUGUAUUAAAUUUUCAAAAAUUUUAACUUGGGAAUUUUGUCAAGCAGUAUCUCGAAACAGCGGAAUUUCUGUUUGGUAAUUCUUUAUUUGAAAUAUUUCUCGACAUUUUCAGUAGUUCACAUCCUAUAUCUUUUUUUGUAUUUUGUAAAUUUCUGGGUUAUCUGGGAAAUAAAAGAAAACACGACUUAUAUACUACAUUAAAAGUCAGUUCAGAAUCUUUUUUUUCGUUUGCAAUUGUUUACAUUUGCAUACAGUUUAUAAACUACAUUAUUCUGUAUAAUAUCUUAUAGUAUCUACCUUCUGAAAUCUUUAACUCCUUCCCCUUCCCUAAAAAUAAAUUCUGUUUGCGCCAUUGAUUACCUCUACAGAUUAUACUUUUUGAGUUUCCCACCUGCAAUAACAGUGGUACACCUAUCAAUAUCUAUCAGUUCUGUAUUUAAACGGUUUUUUUUUUUGUUUUUAAAUAUAUUUAUUUUAGAGAUAUUUUAUUUUUUGAUUCUGACUCUAACCUAAAUUGAUUUCAUGUUAUCGAAAAGAAACGUUACCGUGAUGACAAAAAAGAACACGAGAAAUUUCGCUUACACAUCGAAUUUUAUCUCUUAUCAAUAUCACGUAUAGCACCACCAUCACCUUCUCCUCCUUCAAUACCACUUUCACCAUUACAAUACUUUGAUCAUCGCCACCCCUUCACUCCACUCUAUCCCAAUUCAUUUACUAAUAAUAAUUUAUUCGUAUCGUAAAAUAACAAAAAAAAAACAUUUAUUUUAUUAGUGCAAUUUGACCGAAGAGAAAAAUUCUUAAUUUCAGUAGUGUUUAUUGAUCACUGUGUUAUAACAAAGAAAUAAUACAGAGUCAAUAAUUACUGAAACAUCAGUAGAUACUCAUCACUUUUUCGGGAUGGGAUGACUUUUUUCAAAAUUGUCUUUGUAAAAAAUAAAAAUAGUUAGUAAUGGCUUUACAAACAGGUUGGAUAUAUAAGGGCGAGGUGUUUUAAUACUAUAUGUACUCCGAAAAUAGUCAAUAUAUUCCGAGAUAACGAUGAGUGUCUUAUAUGGAAAAGGGUGAUCGCCUUGACUAUAUUGACUAUAUGCAUUGAUCGAUUCAGAUCGGUAAUCACGACCAGCCAAGAAUGGCGAGCAGGAUCAGUCCGAUGCUGGUGGACGGCCUACACAUGAUGCAAUUACUGUUACCGGGCACACCUAUCACCUAUUACGGGGACGAACUCGGCAUACAGAACACGUACGUCCGGUGGGACCAGACGGUCGACCCGGCCGGUCGUAACGUCGGGCCACUGCGGUACACAAAAUUCAGCAGGGACCCCGUGAGAAGUCCGUUCCCAUGGGACGAUUCGAAAAAUGCUGGUAAGUACCGCGGAGAUUUCACUAAAAAUUGGCGGAGUUUUUCGACAAUGAAAAUAUAUAAUUGGUCGUAAUAUUAUAAAAUAUUAUUGAUAUUUGGUCUUUGUCAUACCUAUUAUACCGAUGUUUCUGUCCGCAGGUUUCACCAAUGGGUCGAAAACGUGGUUGCCGGUAAAUCCUGACUACUGGCAAGAAAACCUGGCGGCACUGUCCAAAACCAAGAGCCAUUUAAAAACGUAUAGGCAGUUAACCCGCCUUAGAAAAAUGCCCUCGUUUAUCAAAGGAAACUUGCACACAUACGUGUUGAGCAAAUGGGUGUUCGGUUUUUCAAGGUUGGUACGAGGUUUGUCAUUCUCUAAAACAUAAUGAUUUUGAAGCUCAUUUACUAGACAAAAAUUGAAAAACGACACGUGCCAAUUAUACAGAUUAGUGGUAAUUUUUCCGAGCUCAAAUCUUAUAAAAAAAAAUUUGCUAUGGUGUCACACGCGAGUAAGGUUGUAAUUUUUCCCUAAAAUUGUUACAAUGUAAAAAUGUAACAAUUUAAAUUGAAUGUGAAAAUAUUGCAAUGAAAUAGGUUAUAGUUAAAAAAAUUACAUGAAAGAACUAAAAAUGUAGCCACAUUAUUUGAAUUUAAAAAAAUUAAAAUUGACUUAAAAUCAAUAAGAUUUUGUUAUCAAUGGGAUUUUUAUUUUACUACAUUAUAUAGUAUUUGAACAAAAUAUUUUUGUACAAAUGUGAAAAUCGUGAUAGUCAUGGACACAUACAUGUUUAGCUGAACUUCACUCAGAAAUAUUUUUCUUUAGUAAUGAUUUAUUGUUGCGUAUUGAUAUAAAUUGAAAUAAUCUAUAUAUUAAUACAUAUAUUGUUUUAAAAUUUAACUAAAAUAAGUAUUUGAGUAAUUCAUUCAAAUCAUAUUUAAAUAUGGUUACAAACACUUUUGAAAACUAUUUAUAAAUACUUUUUUUACAUAUUAUCCUAUAGGAAGAGUCAUUAGUAAUUUUUUUAUUUUUUUAUAUAUAAAUGUAGGUAUUAGCAUUAUAUUGGUUUAUUAUCCGAAUAGGCAGUAUACAUUAUACAAAUUAGAAUUGUGAAUUCCAACAUAAAUUAAAUUUUCAAACUGAGAUAAACUUAAAUUUUGAACGUGAAAAACCGUUUUAAAAAGACCUGAUACUGGAGAUGGUAGCGGCCACUGUUGUAGAUGAGAAGUUGGGAAGGUAAUAUAUAAAAGGUUAUUUCAUUUAUAUCUUUAAGAAACGAUAAGCCAUUGCUGACGAAAGACGAUUCCGAGCGCAAUUCGGUAAUACAUAAUUUAAAGUGUCGUAAUUAUUUUUGCGAUUUUCGUUUAAAUUUGAUUUCAAAACGCUUAUUAAAAUAAAAAUUACCAUGUUUUUUUGGUAAAAAACGUUGUCUGUGUUUUAUAAGAUAUUGAAAUGCUGAAAUUGUACGUUUUCCUAUGUUUUUCCUACUUAAGUGCUUUUAUUUAAAAAUGGCGUUAAAAAUCAAAAAAUGAUCUGUUAAAAGUAGCAUUUAGACAACUUGAGCUUUCAUAAAAGUUGCUACCCGUAAAAAUCGGAACAAGUUUACUACGAAAAAACGUGUUCACAGAUUAGAAAAAAAAAAAUAAACAUCUUAGUAAAACCAAUAGCUCUCUCGCUACAUUCGGAAUCUAAAACUGUAAAGAUAUUUUAAAUGAUUAUUUGAUUUCAAAUAUAAAUUUUUUUGAGAAAUAUUUAAAUUACAAUAACAAGUCAUUUGUGUAGAAGUAUUUAAAAUAUUAAUUUGAAUAGUUAACAAGUACUUGUAUACUUCUACACAAAUACUUUAUAAGUCCGUUCUACGUUCCCAAUAUGUAUUUUCGAUUAUAUUAUUUGUUACUCUUAAGUGGUAAAAUUCGAAAUAUCACCCUUAGAUUUCUGCCAUGUCCCUUGUCAAUAUCUACCAAUAUAGUGUUGAUCAAAUUGUAGAUCCGGUAUGGUGGGUAUACGAACAGUUGCACGCUAUAAAAACGGAUCUUUUAUAAUAUAACACGAACAUUAUUAUAUCCGGUUAAAUGUUAAAUUAAAAUAUUAUAAAAUGAAAGUAGGCGCGAACCGGGGUGUGUCCGGGGCGGUAAAAUAAUGGUAAUCAAAUUCGGAUAUCAAUGCAUGGUAUUUCCGGUUAAGUAAAUAGCGAAAAUCGGUAGACCGCAUUUUAAAAACUGUGGGGGGGGGGUUAUUAUUAUGUUAUAUUUUUAGGGUGUUAUUAUUACCGUAUUCCAUUUUAAUAUUAUGGUAAAUAAUAUCACAUAUGUAGGUCCGUAUUAAAUGGGUGAGAAAUUUACAAUAGUGUGGACAAUGUCAAAAAUGUUGAAUAAUUUUGAUAAGAUACAGCAACUUAAUAAUGUAUAGGUGUCCAAAAUGUUUACUACUACCAACAUUUCAAACUAUAUUUUAUAUUAAAAUAUAGACUUAUAGUAUAACCAAUAUAAAUUAGUUUCUUUUAAUGUAAUAAUAAUUAUAAUGCGAAUGAAUGUCUGGCAACUAAAAUAUUAUGUAGUAUUUUUUUCAUCAUCGCAAUCCGUCGCACGUCAUUUAUAUCAACGGAAAUGUCGAGCGGAUACACAAUAUUAUUUUUGUUUGGUCUUGGUUUUCAGUAAUUAUAUUGUUAUUGUAGAAAAUUGUUUAGCAAUCACGAUCAUAUUUCCAAUAUUUUAAACAUUUUGCAUUCAAAUGAGAGUCUCUUUUCGAAAAUUUAAUAUGUAACGGUACGUCUUGGGAAACAUCUUAUAAAUAACAAAAUAAUAAUGUAAAAACAAAACUAUUAAAAUGGUUAAUACUCGUAAAUAAAUAUAGUAAAGAAAUAUAUAAUUAAAAAAAGACGAACAUACUUCGCACGUGGGUGCAGCCACUGUUGUAGGUGGAAAGUUGGGAAGGUAGGAUACAGAAGGGAAAUUAAUGUAUGUAUGUAAGCAACGAUAAACCAUAGCUAACGAAAAAACGAUUCUGAGCAGAGUUCAGUUGAUAAUGUUGCUUUGUCAACAAUAUACAAGACAUAUUAUGGUAAAAUUAUUACAAUAUACGUUUCCAUAAUAGCAACGGUUGUUUAAUAAAGAUUAAAAUACUUAAUAGAAACUUAAUAUUAACGAAAAAUAAAUAAAAACGUUAAACGGUUGCCAAUGAUAACCUUAUUUUUAAUCUUUCAAUCUUUUUUAACCUAAUGUUUUCCUAAUUAUCUCGAAUAUUAAUGAGAAUUUCAAAAUAUGACUUCUUUAAAGUACUACUUAGAGAAAAUUUCCUUUCAGAAAAUGUGCUAUACUUGAUAAUCGGAGUAUGCUUUCUAGUAGAAAAGGGUUUACAUAAAAAAAAAAAUAAUAAUAAACAUCAUUAUAAAACUAAUACAUUUCUUGUUUCACUCAGAAUCUAAAAUUAUGCAUAAAUUUAUAUAUAUAUAAAUUAUUUCUAUGUAAAAUGACCAAUUUGUACAAUUAUUUUUUUUUAUUUAUUUGCAUUUUACAUUUUGACUGUGAUGUAGAUGAUGUUAAAUUUUCGAAUUCGAAACUGGUCGUAUAAUACAUUUAUUAUAUUACUCCAGGCGAUGCACUCAUUAAUUUGAUUAUUUUUUAGUUUUAUAUAUAAUUUUUUAUUUAUAUUUUUAUUUACUAUAUUUAUCUUGUAAAUAAUAUCGCUGAACGAAAUGACUAAAAUACCUGAAAAAAAAAAAUCAAAUUUACUGAAAAUUGGCGUGGAUUCAAAUGUUUGGUUAGUGGUAAAAGAAUUACGUACCCUGUAAUUAUAUAGUUUGAAAACCGUGCAUACAAAUGCAAACUAUAUUACCACAAUCAAAAUGAAUGUACAUUGUAUACGUACUCAUAGGCGUUAGGUUUUUAAAACGUAUGGGAGGCUAACUAUUUUAGAUAUUCAUAUACAGUUUUACCCGAAUACAUUCCAUAUAUACCUUAUAACCUCAGCUUGUCAAUUUCAUGCUGCAACCCCCAAGCCGCCCCCUAAAUGGCAUCCCUGAAUGUACUCGCAUUAAAUCUUGUUAAUUUUAUUUUUUAGGAGUUUUUACGACCAUCCAACGUUCUUUGUCAUCAUUAAUUUUGGUAGCGAGAUAGAAAAUGUCGAUAUAAAAUCAGUUCGAAAAACUUUACCAGACAUCAUGAAAGUCAAAGUUUCCAGUACAAAUUCAGGUUAUGUAACUGGGUAAGUAUAUUAAAUUAAAUAUAUGGUAAUUAAAAAAAAAAAAUUGAAAUUACAUAAUAACAUCAAUCCAAAAAAAUAAAAAUAAAAUAUAAAAUGUUUGUGUACAUUUUUACGGAAUAGCUUGUGUCUAUUUAAAGCUGCGUCCACACCUAAGAAACAAUUCAAAAACGUUUGUCGAACGUUUGCUUGAUGUAGACGUGUUUUCAAACCAAUUUGUUUGACAAUAAUCGAAACAAAAAUGUUCGCUUGCUAAGCGAACAUUUUGCGUGUUUGUUUGUACUUGUAUUUCGAUGUACCUUUAUUGAAAUAAUUAUAAACUCAGUGUUAUAUAUAUUAUUAUUUAUUUCAGUUAUACAUAUUAUAAAUAAUUAAAAUAGUUUUAAAUGAUGAUAUUUAUUAAAACAUUUAUUUGAAUAUGAUAAUUAAUAAUAUGAUGUACAGUACGUAUCAAUACGUGACAGACUAUUUAAACAAAUCACUAUUUUAUUUUUAAAUUAUGCAUAGUUUUCCAGACUAUAGAGAUAUAAUGCAAUAAUAUCGCGUUUAUAAAUACAUAUUUUGUUAUAACCUAUAUACAAUUUCUAUAAGUUCAAAUGAGUCUGCGUGUGGCACCACACACGGAGAAUAGUAUUUUUUAUUUAUAUAGUUUUAAAUAAUUUACCGACUACCGAGUCAAUUAAAGUAAUUCAGAAUUCAAAAUCACUCCUAGACAUUCUGGUAAAAUUACUAAAUAAAUCACCGUCAUGUAAAUCUAAAAUUAAAUUCUCAUCACUGUAAAUCUUUCUUCGUUGAAAAAUUUUUCUUUCCCACUACCUGUUUUUGUUUUUCAUUUUUUUUUUUUAAUGUUUUAUUACGCAUUAUAACGGACGCAGUAGCGCCAAUGCAGCACGUGACUUGUUCUAGAUCUGACAUUUUCACGACUGUUGGCAAACAUAUAGCGAACAAAUAAAUUAUGAACAAGCGAUUGUUGUCGUGAUAAAAUGUUUGACAAACGUUCGAAAAAUGUUCGGCAAACGUUUGGCAAAUGUUCGACAAACGUUUGACAAACAAUGUUUUCCCAAAUGUUUGUGUGGACACACCUUAAUAUUAAAUGUUUCGAACGAUUUUGAUUAAUCAAUAUUCUGAUAGCUGAUAUGUUUUUCUAACUUUCAUUUUUCAGUAAUUUGUUAAGGAUCAGCAACAUCUUGUUAAGACCAAAGGCAUCCCUCGUGCUUUCAACGUCGAGACUAAACGAAGAUAGUUAUAAAUGAUUUUUUUUUUUUUUUUUUUUUUUUUUUGAUUCUGAAUUUAGAAUGUAUUUUUCAUUCAAUAACAAAACCCCAAACAAAAUAUUGUAUUAGUCCAACCCAUUACUAAUAAAAAUAUUACGCUGUUUAAUAAUGCAAAAUAUUGUAUUCAACUAUA